AUGCCCGAAAUCGAGAUGCCUGAUGCCGACGAGCUCGGCGGUAACGUGACAAAGCCCUUUAAAUUCGUCACCGCUGGAUACGACGCUCGCUUCCCCAACCAGAACCAGACCAAGCACUGCUGGCAAAACUACGUCGACUACCACAAGUGCAUUCUUGCAAAGGGUGAAGACUUCAAGCCCUGCAGACAGUUUUAUUUGGCAUACCGAUCAUUGUGCCCCAGCUCCUGGGUGGGUAGAUGGAACGACCAACGUGAGGCUGGAAACUUCCCUGUCGAUUUGGAGCAUUAG
Exophiala aquamarina CBS 119918 is the source of this 288-nucleotide messenger RNA. RefSeq names its product cytochrome c oxidase subunit 6b. Gene Ontology annotation, cellular component: mitochondrion; respiratory chain complex IV. The transcript is spliced from 4 exons. The record is from RefSeq and is a predicted model, not a curated record. Lineage: Eukaryota; Fungi; Ascomycota; Eurotiomycetes; Chaetothyriales; Herpotrichiellaceae. The coding region runs from base 1 to 288 and encodes 95 amino acids.